AGACAAGCCGACGCGCCGCGGUACGAACACGAGCAUUGUUGUGAGUGCGCUGCCAUCUUGAUUGGUGUUUGUUUACGUUUGUGUUUACUCUUCAACCUGUGGCGUCCACACUUGAUGCCAUGAGCCACCACGACAACAUCUCCCACUACAAGUGGGGGCCUCCGGACAUCUGUUCUCCGGGUCUUAUAUUACCUAUCUUUGAUGAAAGAGAAUGGAAUGUGCAAGUGAGAGCUGUGAUCUAUCUUUUGGUACUCUUCUACUUCUUCCUGGGAGUUGCCAUAGUAACAGAUGUGUUUAUGUCUUCCAUAGAAGUGAUCACCAGCACUACAAGGAAAGUGUACCUCGCCAAAACAAAAAACAAGAAGAGACAAGUUGUGGCCACUGCGCCAAGUUCAGAGAAUGGGAAGCCAGGGAACGGAAGCUACGCCUCUGUUGGUGGCGUGGUGGCGGGACUGCGAGAGGAUGAGCCGGAAGUCAUAGAGGUCCGAGUAUGGAAUGACACUGUCGCCAACCUUACACUCAUGGCUCUGGGGACAUCAGCUCCUGAGAUCCUUCUGUCGGUUAUUGAAAUCGUCGGUCACAACUUUGAGUCUGGUAAACUUGGACCUGGUACGAUCGUUGGUUCAGCGGCCUUCAAUCUUCUGAUCAUCACAUCGGUGUGCAUGAUGGCGUUGAACGUGGGUGACACUAGACGCAUCGAGAGAUUCAAGGUGUUCAUUGUUACUGGGCUGUUCAGUUUCUUCGCCUACAUCUGGCUGCUGGUGAUCCUCCGCUUUAUCUCCCCAGAUGUCGUGGAGUUGUGGGAGGCAUGCGUCACGUUCGCCAUGUUCCCUAUCCUGGUUAUGUUUGCGUACGCAGCUGACCGCGGCUGGUGCGGACUCAAGGCGUUCCGGCCCCGCAACAAACAGCAACUGGAACUCGGCCCACUCCAAGGAGAACAGAGCCAGAAGAUGAUCCUGGAACGAAACUUCUUUAAGGAGGGGAAAUUGGACAAGGCCAACCUGGUGGAGUUUGUGAGGGAAGUGAAGAAGUUUCCUGGAGUGAGUGAUGAGGAUGCAGCAGUCCUAGCUGCUGCUAAGUUGGUCAACUCGCAGCCCCACUCUGCAGUUUGGUAUCGGAUCGGAGCCGUGCGACAGAUGUCUGGUUCUCGUCGUAUUGAACCUCAUCUCAACUCUCGACUUAAAGAUGUUUACACAGCUCUGAACGAGCACAAGGAGACGACUGCUGAAGCUCCCCCACCUCCGGACACUGACAAGAAUGCCAUCGUAGAGUUUCACGCCGCCACCGUUGCGGUGAAGGAGAAGAUUGGAAAGUUCGCUGUCACAAUCUGGCGUCAUGGCAACCUAGAGCCACAAGUCAGGGUUAGAGUAAAAACAAUUGAUGGCACGGCUCGUAAAGGAGAAGAUUACGUUCCCAUCAACGAGAUCAUUACAUUUGAACCCCACCAACGAGAAAAGCAGGUAAUUGUAGAGAUUGUGAAUGACAACAAGUGGGAGCCCAAUGAGGAGUUCUUCCUCCGUCUCAGUUUGGUCUACGGAGAUAACCGCAACGUAGCCCUGGGACAUCUCUCCAUCAUGGAGAUCACCAUCUUGGAUGACGACAACCCUGGCAUCAUUGCUUUUGAGAAACGAGGUAUGUUGGUGAAGGAGUCAGCUGGCUUGGUCCGUAUUCCUGUGAUUCGCUACAAAGGCUCAGACGGUGAUGUAGCCAUCAAAUGGCGAACCAUUGACAAAUCUGCCCUGUCUGGAAGGGACUAUGUUGGGGGAAAUGGCACACUUAACUUUAAGGACAUGGAGACCCGAAUGGAGAUUGAGAUUCCCAUCAUCAAUGACUUUGACCCAGAGAAAGAUGAACAUUUUGAGGUAGAAUUGUUUGAUGCAUCUAACGGAGCUCGCAUUGGAAACAUCAACAGAAUGGCUGUCACCAUUGCUAAUGAUGAUGACUUCAACACCAUGAUGGACCGGUUGAUGGUACUGACCAAUACAAAUGUGGACGCACUUAGAAUUCACACCAAGACGUGGGCAGAGCAGAUACGAACUGCCAUGACAGUCAAUGGAGGGGACAUUGAGAACGCUACCUGCGGAGACUAUACACUACACUUCUUCUCUUUCUUUUGGAAGGUACUGUUCUCACUGCUUCCCCCGCCUCAAAUUUUCAAAGGGUGGUUAUGUUUCAUCUGCUCUCUGAUUGGUAUUGGUGUCAUGACAGCGUUUAUUGGAGACAUUGCCGCAAUCUUCGGGUGUCUCGUAGGAUUGGACGAUACGAUUACAGCCAUUACAUUGGUCGCUCUGGGGACAUCUUUGCCGGAUACGUUUGCCUCAAGAUCAGCCGUGUUGAACAGCAAGUUCGCUGACGACUGCAUCGGAAACAUCAACGGAAGCAACUCGGUUAACGUGUUCCUUGGGAUGGGGUUGCCUUGGUUCAUGGCUGCUAUUUACCACUUUAGCCAGGAUUCAGUUUUCCGAGUGCCAGCUGGCGCACUAGGGUUCAGCGUGCUGAUGUACUCCAUUGCGGCUGUGAUUGCCGUCACCCUACUGGUGCUGAGGCGUAACCUCGCUGUGUUCGGCAAAGCGGAGAUCGGAGGUCCUGCCUCGAUGCGCUAUCUCUCAGUGUUCAUCCUGGUCACUCUCUGGGUGUUGUACAUCGUUCUCUCCUGGCUGCAGACUUACGACGUGUUUUCUUUCAGCUUCUGAGGAAAUGGUUCCUUCCAUUCAGCUUCUGAGGAAAUUGUUCCUUACACUCACUUCUGACAAAAUCAUUCCUUCCACUCACCUUCUGAGAAAAUAUUCCUUUUACUCAACUUCUGAGAAAAUAAUUCCUUCCACUCACUUCUGAGGAGAAUAUUGAUACAGUGUCAUUCCAUUCAAUAUCUGAAAAUCAUUGUAACAGUUACAAUGUUCAUUUGUUGAACGUGCAAGAAAAGCAUUAUUAAUUAUUAUUUCAUUAACUAAAAGAUCCAACAGUUAAUACAUUAGAGUUUAAUUUUUUCAUACUUUCCUUGCAACAUUCUGGGAAGGUAAUUAUCAGUGCAAGGAGAUGGGAUUUUGUGAAUUUUAUUGUUGAAACUUUUGGUAUGUGUUCUGACUUAUCAUCGCCAAUCUAGGUUGAAAAGUUUAGGUUUUAACUGUAGAUUUAAGUUGGAAAAACAUUAUUAUGAAACAAAACAAUUGCUUGAAGGCUGUUUCAGGUAAUUUUUCAUAGUUGAUGGCAAUUAUAUCCAAUGUAUGGACAACUACUUUCCAAAAACUUUUGUUUUUAGCUGAAUGUUUUUUGCAAUGGAAAGAUGCUUCUGUGAAGCAUUAUGUAGGUUAAGUAACACACAUUCCAUUUUGCUACUUUUCUCUGUAACAAGCAAAAACAACCUAAACAGGUUUUAAAAAUUUAAUAUUAAUUAAUAUAGUAAUUUAUAUUGUAUUAAGAAAAAAAAAUCAUUUUCUUGAAGAUAAGAAGCAUAUUUGCAUUCUACUUACUUAACUUUCACUACCAAACAUUUUUUGAUUGUAAAGUUUUUCUAGUGUAAGUAUUUAACAUGGAUUGUAGCAUUAGACUUAACGCUAGCUGCAAUAUUUAAAAAGAAUUUUAUAUUCUUCAAUCCAAGACUGCUUUGACCGUCCAAUAUUUCAUGUGAUUAAGGUGAUUUUACAAUUUUAAAAUAUUUCCAGAUAAAUUGAUUUAAUGUGUAUGAAGUGAUAUAGAAAAAUAGCUUUAGUCAAACCUGACUAAAUAAAAAAAAGGUUUUGUACCCUUACAAAAAAUGUUUAACAAACGACUUGAUUUUUAAGUUUUAUAUUUUCAUUACAUUUUUUUAUGACAGGUUAAGUUUAUUUUUACAUAAGAGAUUAUUUUUUGUUUCUAAGCUUUAUAGAUAUUUAAUAACAGUUUAUAAGUUAGUUUUUAUUUGUGAAGACUUUUAAUACCUUUUAAGAUGUAGGUUUAAGAUUAUCCCACAGAAAGUUUAUAAUUUAUAAAUAGAAAGAGAUUAUAUUAAUUUAUUGUAAGAUA
This is a messenger RNA of Macrosteles quadrilineatus (aster leafhopper), 4002 nucleotides long. Its product is annotated as sodium/calcium exchanger 2-like. The transcript is spliced from 17 exons. Gene Ontology annotation, biological process: calcium ion transport; cell communication; transmembrane transport. The record is from RefSeq and is a predicted model, not a curated record. Gene Ontology annotation, cellular component: membrane. Gene Ontology annotation, molecular function: calcium:sodium antiporter activity. Bases 120 to 2693 code for a protein of 857 amino acids. Lineage: Eukaryota; Metazoa; Arthropoda; Insecta; Hemiptera; Cicadellidae.